CAGCUGUGUCGAGCAUUUCUCGGUCGAUCAACGCUGAUGGUUUUUUUUCCCCGUAGCUGACUAUGUAGGGCGCAACCCUUUAGAUUAUGUGGAAUUUAAAAACUGAUAUGGUUAUAUUUUUAAAGAAAUCAGCGAGUGUGCCUCACUGGAUUGUGGAGAGAACAGCUGGAGCGCUGUCCUGAGUGCUGAACUCAAGAACCCAAAAGUGUGGAGACCGGGAGAGCAGUCGUUCUGUCGUGGGUAUAUGUCUUCGCAACCCAAUCCCUGAGAUGAGUCGGAAAAGGCUGCAUUCUGUAGCUGUUUGGGGAUUCUUCGCAUGGGAAAUUGCAGUUUUAUUGAGUCUGGUCGCUUCCAAGGAGCCGGACAGCCCCAGGGGGAGAGCCGUUCCCAUGUCACCCUCGGACUUCCUGGACAAGCUCAUGGGCAGGACCUCGGGCUACGACGCCAGGAUCCGACCCAAUUUUAAAGGUCCUCCAGUGAAUGUAUCGUGCAACAUAUUCAUAAACAGCUUUGGCUCGAUUGCAGAAACAACCAUGGACUACAGAGUGAACAUCUUCCUGCGGCAGCAGUGGAACGAUCCGCGAUUAGCGUACAGCGAAUACCCCGACGACUCCCUGGACCUUGACCCCUCCAUGCUGGACUCCAUCUGGAAGCCGGACUUGUUCUUCGCCAACGAGAAGGGCGCCCACUUUCACGAAGUCACCACAGACAACAAGCUUUUGAGAAUAUUCAAGAACGGCAACGUCCUCUACUCUAUAAGAUUGACACUGACACUCUCCUGUCCUAUGGAUCUCAAAAAUUUCCCGAUGGACGUACAGACAUGCAUUAUGCAACUGGAAAGUUUUGGAUACACGAUGAAUGACCUCAUCUUCGAGUGGCAGAAGAACGGACCCGUGCAGGUCGCGGAGGGAUUGACCCUCCCACAGUUUAUCCUGAAGGACGAGUCCGAUCUGCGAUACUGCACCAAGCAUUACAACACAGGGAAGUUCACAUGCAUCGAGGUGCGCUUCCACCUGGAGCGGCAGAUGGGCUACUACCUGAUCCAGAUGUACAUCCCCAGCCUGCUCAUCGUCAUCCUCUCCUGGGUGUCCUUCUGGAUCAACAUGGACGCCGCCCCCGCCCGCGUGGCCCUGGGCAUCACCACUGUGCUCACCAUGACCACCCAGAGCUCGGGGUCCAGGACCUCCCUCCCCAAGGUGUCUUAUGUGAAAGCCAUCGAUAUCUGGAUGGCGGUGUGCUUACUGUUUGUGUUCUCGGCACUGUUGGAGUACGCUGCCGUCAACUUUGUUUCCAGGCAACACAAAGAACUGUUAAGAUUCCACCGUAGGAAGAAGAAGAAGCGCGUUGACCGAGCGGUUGACGGAAAUGAAAACAUUGACUCAAUUCACCAUGGCAAAGCCACCAGAAGCGCAGACCCUUUGUAUGGAUCACUGGGUCAGAUCUACACUUCCAGUGGCAGGGAGGAGGAGGCCCGGGAGAGCAGACUCAGUUUCGCUGCGGGCACCCCUGCCGCCUGCAAAGACGGGGCCAUCCCGAAGGCCAUCAACAACGCCACCCAGCCGGCCGCGGCCACGCCCGCGUCCUCUGCCAAAUCCCACGAGGAGAUGAGGAAGCUUUUCAUCGACAGGGCCAAAAAGAUUGACACCAUCUCCCGGGCUGGCUUCCCGUUGGCAUUCCUGUUUUUUAACAUUUUCUACUGGGUCCUCUACAAGAUCCUCAGGCAUGAGGAUGUACACCAGCAGUGAAGCCCGUGGAAGGGGGGGGGGGGUGCUUGUUCACACGCACUCCUGUCCCGGUGCCAACGAGAACCAGGAACGAACAUGUAGGUAUGUACAGUGCAGUGCUGUCCAAGUCAUCCACCAUCAAAGAGAAGCCAAGAGAAGACGCUGAGUUCACUAUGCAAAGCCAAAGGACACAGGCCUAAGCUGUUUCCAGUGCUCCGCUACGGACAGGAAGUGACGACCUUCACUACCGCGUUCCGGUCACUUCGAUGGACAGGGAUCAGGGACUCCGAUUGGUCAACUCUUGUGUCUUACAGCUUUACUGCCAAUGGUAUCCGUAGUGUGUCAAUACACCGCUUGUAACGGCACCCGUUAAAUUUCAAAUGUUGAUGUCCUUUAUACGUUUCAAGCACUUUGGUUGUACAGUACAGUAUUUUUACUUUCCAGAGACACAGCAGCAGAGUCAAUGAUUUUCACAACUGGAACAAAAAAAAAAUCCACUCAGAGAAAGCCAUAUUCCCUUCACACUGAAAACACAAAACGUGGAACCUCUAGAUCAAUACCCCUCCACAUUACAAUCCACAUCACAGCACAACCGAGGAAUCAGCUACUGACAAUGCUCAACAAAGGGAAUCUUUAUAAGGAAAUAAUGUUAUACAAAUUUAGUUCUUUACCAUAAAACGUGAACACAACAACUGAGAGUCAAAUGCUGUGAAAUAUGUAUGCAACUGUAUACUGAAAUAGUUUCAUAGGUAGUUUUGCAUCAGGUCCAUAAAUCUGCUCAUUAAACACUUAGUAACUGGGCUUUGGUGCUGCUGCUCUCCUCUUAACAAAAGGGGCUGAUUCUCUCCACUCUGCGCAUAUUCCACAUACUUAAAUAUGACAUUUUCUUCAGCUGACACCAAGAGCAUCAGAGAACCUACAUUCUCCUAUGCAUACGUAGAUUCAUACACACCCUGCUGUUAAAUGUUAUAUUGUAUGUAGCUGGAUGGCAACCACAGGGAUGUCACAGAUAAGUUUGAUUUGAAGACAUCCCUUUCUGGCAAACUGCCUAGCUGGCACUGACAGUGGAAGUAGUUGGUUAUGACACACUGUUUAAGAA
Messenger RNA from Megalops cyprinoides (Indo-Pacific tarpon), 2823 nucleotides. It is a transcript of the gene glra3, whose product is annotated as glycine receptor, alpha 3. Gene Ontology annotation, biological process: regulation of membrane potential; nervous system process; chloride transmembrane transport. The coding region runs from base 270 to 1745 and encodes 491 amino acids. The transcript is spliced from 10 exons. Gene Ontology annotation, cellular component: plasma membrane; synapse; neuron projection. NCBI's taxonomy places the organism in Eukaryota, Metazoa, Chordata, Actinopteri, Elopiformes, Megalopidae. The record is from RefSeq and is a predicted model, not a curated record. Gene Ontology annotation, molecular function: glycine binding; transmitter-gated monoatomic ion channel activity; transmembrane signaling receptor activity.